Messenger RNA from Argentina anserina (silverweed cinquefoil), 1041 nucleotides. RefSeq names its product dof zinc finger protein DOF1.6. Gene Ontology annotation, biological process: regulation of DNA-templated transcription. The record is from RefSeq and is a predicted model, not a curated record. Gene Ontology annotation, molecular function: DNA binding; DNA-binding transcription factor activity. Bases 1 to 1041 code for a protein of 346 amino acids. The transcript is spliced from 2 exons. Lineage: Eukaryota; Viridiplantae; Streptophyta; Magnoliopsida; Rosales; Rosaceae.
AUGGAUUCUGUGAUCGUCAUCCCCAUAAUCGCCGGUGGCCGAAGCUAUGCUCAAGUUAGUGGACUCUUUUGUGUUUUCAGUUUGUUAUGGCCAGUUUUCACAGCCAAACUGGACAAACUUUGUUGCUAUGGCAGCUAUUCAAAUAAGUUGAGAGUAAUUUUAAAUGUUUUCACAGUUUCACUCUUCACAUUCACCAACCUAGUCACCAUGGCCACUUCUCCUCCUGAAUUUCCCGACAUCAUACGGCCAGGGCUGAUCCAGAGCAUGGCUCCUUAUCCAACGCCGUCCUCCGCCGAGCCACUUCCCUGCCCCCGCUGCAACUCCUCCAAUACCAAGUUCUGCUACUACAACAACUACAACCUCUCUCAGCCCCGCCACUACUGUAAGGGAUGCCGCCGCUACUGGACUCAAGGUGGGACCCUCCGUGACGUCCCCGUCGGCGGUGGAACUCGCAAGAAAGCCAAGCACUCUCACCGCGCGUCCUCCUCCAACUCCUCCAGCUCGCCUUCAUCCUCCUCCCUCACCCACGAGACCGCACCUUACAAACCCUCUUCCGACUCGGCGGUUGAAAAGCUGGAGUUGCCUUCCGUCCAACAACAACUCCUGAACCUUAACGACAACGUUCAUGAAGGAGGGGUUUCCUUUUCGUCUCUGAUAAUGGAGAACUCGCAGGAACAACCUGGGUUCUUGUCUCUUGGUGGGUAUGGUUACGAGUCGGGAUUUGUCCAUGGGUUCCAGCAAGGUUACGGGUACGGCACCAGAGCAUCAGUGCUUGAUUUUUCGGGUGAGAUGGUCGGAGGUUUUGGUUGCUACUAUGGUGCUCCUGUGGCUGCUGCGGCUUCUUCCGGGUUCGACAUCAACACGUGGCAGAUGGCGGUUGCUGAUCAUGGAGAUCAAGGUGUUGGAUUGGCUGGUUGGCCGGAGGUUCAGAUUCUCAAUUCCAUGCCAGCUGUCACCGGUGGUAGUGGUGGUGCUGGUCUCAAGGAAGAAAAGGUGGUUGAGUCCUCCACUAGCCCUUGUCUUAAUUCCCCUGCAUUCUAG